AUGUUUCUCUUAUCAAAUAUCAUGAAAUUAAUUUUUUUAAUUUUCGGUUUUAAUUUGUUUGAUGUACAUGCAGAGUUAAGUGAUGGAAAAGAAUUAAAGUCAUUAUGUAACGAUAGGUACUGCUUGUACUCCAAUGGAACAUCAACUUCCUACACAAGUGUUGAUGAGAUGAGAGGUGUUUGUACAGGCUGGAACAUGAGUGUUUGGUUGUUGGAGGUGUACGAUGCUGAGCUUCAAAAUUUGACGGAACGAUUUAUCGAUAUUUACAAUUUUAAAGAUAAAAAUAUUCCAUUGAAUAUGAGAAGAAACACGCAAGGAUGGAUGUGGAUCAACAACCAGCCACUUUUGAAUCAGACGUCAAUUACAAAUCAAUAUGAAACUAGGAGUGUUUCUUACAUGUUAAAAAGCCCAAAUUCUGACGAAGUUGAAUAUUUGGGUGCUGGAAACGAAAACACUUGUGACAGAGCAAUUUGUCAAAUUUUAAAAACGACUAAUUGCAAAACGAGCGAGAGUCUACAGUAUAAAAACUUUUGUUAUUUGCCAAUUUUGAGAGAGCCAAUGUAUUGGCACGAAGCUCAAAAUGAAUGCAUCAAGUUGAAUGGCACAUUGGCAGUGUUUGAUGGUAUGGAUUUGAAUAGCUACAAUAAAACGUGGGUGCAAUCAUUAGUGGCUGAUAAAUACUUGAUUGGAUUGGCCCGAGGACAAUUUAUGUGGGAUCACUCAAACAGUUUUGUUAAUUUCUCUCAAUGGAGAGAUAGAAAUCUCAAUUUGAGUUUUUCAUGCCCCGUCAUCUACAACCUGAAAGUUUGGGUGAACCUGAAUUGUCCAAGAUAUUCAUACGUUGUUGUGUGCAUGAAAGAAAACCCAAAUAUAUCUCUGAACACCGGAAAAUCACUUAUUGUAUCUGGGAAUUAUACGACACCUAGCACAACAUCAGCAAUAAUUAACGUUAACAUCACCAAGGACCCCGGCUUCAGCACAAAACUGGGUGAACAACAAAACAUCAACUCUAUGGCCAUCGGAAUUGGAGUUGGAGUGUCGUUGUUUGUGUUGUUGUCGGUGGCUGUAGUUGUGCUGGUUGUCUGCUUGUGGAGGAAGAAAAAAAUGUGUUUUAAAAAAACCUCAAGCGAAAAUAAAAUCUUGUAUGCAACGGCCAUCAACAACAUCAACAUAAACAACAGCAACAACAACACUAACAACAACAUAACCAGAUCGGCAACCAUACAUGCCUCAACAAGCAGCAACAACAACAACGACGCAUCAACAAACAACAACAUGCUGGUGUAUGCCGACCUCGAUUUCCACAACAACGACAAAAAUAGUAAAACCACCACCAACAACAACAACAGUAGCAGCAGCUUCAGCAACAGCAACGAAAGCAGAAAAAACUAUGACAAUGUUGAAGUUUAUGGUAUCCAUAGUAACAGCAGAGAAUAA
Molecule: messenger RNA, 1437 nt
Organism: Helobdella robusta
Lineage: Eukaryota; Metazoa; Annelida; Clitellata; Rhynchobdellida; Glossiphoniidae
Exons: 7
Coding region: 1-1437 (478 amino acids)
Source: RefSeq, a predicted model, not a curated record